Amphimedon queenslandica is the source of this 967-nucleotide messenger RNA. RefSeq names its product serine/threonine-protein phosphatase PGAM5, mitochondrial-like. Bases 44 to 856 code for a protein of 270 amino acids. Lineage: Eukaryota; Metazoa; Porifera; Demospongiae; Haplosclerida; Niphatidae. The transcript is spliced from 4 exons. Gene Ontology annotation, biological process: peptidyl-threonine dephosphorylation; positive regulation of mitochondrial fission. Gene Ontology annotation, molecular function: protein serine/threonine phosphatase activity. Gene Ontology annotation, cellular component: mitochondrion. The record is from RefSeq and is a predicted model, not a curated record.
AGAGUUUGUAAUCUUCGGAAGUUUCCAAAGAGGUACGGACAAAAUGGCGGCAAUGAGGCUUCUCCUUGUUGGUGCUGCAGGAUUCAGCUCCUUCUACUUUCUCAAAGAAAACAAGAGACUGUACGCCAUAAGCUACGGGAGACAUGUGUACGAUGGAGAGGAGAAGAGAACCACGUGGGACAAGAACUGGGACCACAGACAACCAAUCAAGACUGAAGAAGAGAAGAAAAUUAAUGGAGAGGGUGGGGAUAAAGGAAAGAGUGAGGUACCAACGGCAACAAGGCAUCUCAUUUUAGUAAGACAUGGGCAAUACGUCAUGGACGAUGAUCCAGACAAAAAGAUACUGACUGAGCUUGGUAGGAGGCAAGCAGUUGAAACUGGGAAACGUUUGAAAGAGCUCAAUCUUCCGUUCACAAUCCUUUAUCACUCCACCAUGGUAAGGGCCGUAGAGACUGCUGAUAUCAUCAGUCAGCAUCUGCCAGGGGUUCCUGUGAACACGACUGAAAUUUUGUGCGAGGGGGCCCCCAUUAAACCAGAGCCUGCUGUUACACAUUGGAAACCAGAACACUGGCAGUUUUUUCAAGAUGGCUCUCGUAUAGAGACAGCUUUCAGACAGUUCUUUCAUCGUGCUCCUCCAGAACAAAAAGAAGACAGCUAUGAACUGAUUGUCUGUCAUGCGAAUGUAAUAAGAUACUUUGUAUGCAGGUCCCUACAGUUACCUCCAGAGGCGUGGCUUAGAAUGAGUAUUGGUAACUGUGGAAUCACUAAAAUAUCCAUCCGGCCUAAUGGGCGUGUCAGUUUAAAAGAAAUGGGUGGUACUGGACACCUCCCACCCGAACUAUUGACAUUUAAUUGACUCUCAUACAUGUACAUGUACAUGUACAUGUACAUGUACAUGUACAUGUACAUUUUUAGCUCUCAUUCAUAUUGAUGAGUAUCCUUUCCUUAUGGUACAGUCAGCCCUAUA